Messenger RNA from Symbiodinium sp. CCMP2456, 3240 nucleotides. The record is from the annotation of a GenBank genome assembly. Lineage: Eukaryota; Dinophyceae; Suessiales; Symbiodiniaceae.
AUGAUGUUCCUCGCUGUGCCGGUUUCAGAAAAAAAAAACAUGCUGCUUGCCCUAGCAUUUUGCAUCGGCUUCCGCUGGGCUUCAGCAACAAGACCGGCACGGCAGGAGGAUGUGCUUACACUUGCAGGUGCACACGACACGCAAUACCUCUCGCCAGACUCGCGCAUUUUGCCGAAGUCGUGUAAAGACGAUGGGGUGAUCUUCCUCGAGCCCGGGGUGACCUACGACACGCAGGUGGGCCUCCACCGCAUCGAGUCGCGUUGCCAUACGCUGCAGGGAGCUCCUGGGACUCAGCUCCUUUGCUCCGGUGGCAUUUUCUUCGAGAACAGGGACGGUAUGACGAUGGUUGGGCCCCUCAGUGUGACGAUGGCCCCAGGAGUGCCAAGCCUCGGAAACGCUUCGGCGAUUCACGCUGCCGGCAACCUACGAGUUGUGGCGCCCCAGGGUGCGGCCCUGCAGUUCAGGUGGCUUACAUCUUCGGGGCGGGGGGCUGCCCUCAGAGCCGAGGGCGACAUCUUCUUGGAAGGUCUAGGCAGGAUGACUUUCGAGGACAUACACAGCUCUCGUACUGGUGCAUUGCACACCCCUCAACUCAUCCGCAGCACCGCGGCCCAUCUGGAAUUCGAAAACUGCUCGGCUCGAGAUUCGGGCGGUGCCAUGUUUGGCGGCAAAGGCGUGAUCUUGAACAGUGGCAAAUCAGACCAUGCAAUUCGCUUCCACGGUUGCAAGUCAGGAUGGAAGGGCGGUGCAGUCGUCAGUCGAGGCAAUGUAGAGCUGAAAGGCAAGGGCACUUUUGUCUUCGAGAAGUGCCACUCCGACUUGGUCGCUGGUGCUGUGGGUGCCGGUACGGCCGUGGUGAUUGAUCUUCAAGACGAAGGUUCCGUAGAUUUCGUUCAAUGCAUCACCGGGGGUGGACUGCGGUGCGAUGGGUGCCAUGGGCUCGGCGGAGGCGCAAUUUCUGCUGGCAAGGAGGUCAACAUCACUACUGGCCGUGUCCGUUUUUCGGGCUGCUUCGCUGAGACUGGCAUCGGAGAUGCGGUGAUGAGCAAAUACGGCGCCAUCAACAUCGGCGAGGCAGCUCAUGUGGUCUUUGCUGGCAUGGAUAGUCUUCACAGCUCGCGCCUGUCUGCGAGAGAUGUAAGGAUGCCGCCUGAUGGGACGGUUCUUCCCAGCGAUGUGUUUGCACAGGUUGACCUGUUGGCAGAAGGCAGUUUCUCUUUCCACGAAUGGAUCUGCCCAGCCGGCACAAGGUUCGUUAUUAGGGCGGACGGUAGUCCCGCACGCGGUCAGUGCAAAAUAUGCUGGCGCGGCAGUGUCUCACUGGCACCUGCUUCCGUAAGACUUGAAGGCGAGGUCAAGCCGGAGGCCGGCAGGAAAAUCGUGCUGGUGCGACACUCCUCUCCGAAUUCUCUGAAGAGUCUCGGCAUCUCGAUCCUCACGAAGGCUGCAAAGUCCAGAGACGACGCAUGCCUGAAGGACCCUGGUUGCUUGGGAAUUACAAAAUCAGCUGGACAGCGCACGGCCUACCACGAGCUCGCCUUGGUGCUCAGCUAUGAGAACAAGCGGGUAUUUACCUUCGGCAAUCGCAGCGUGCAAACCGAAAGGGGAGAGAAGCUGACAGUGCCAUGCAAUACAUAUAACGCAGGCGUCCCGCUGGCCCUCGUGGAGCCGGGGCAACAUGUCACUUGGGAGGACCCUGAGAGGGCGCAACACUUUGAGCUGGACAAGGAUGGCAUGCUUGUCCCUGCGCACGAACCGCACUUGACCAUCGGCCUCGACCGCGACGUUAGCUACAGGUUUGAACCGUUUGACCCAUAUGGAGCAUGCAUGACCUGCGAGAAAGUCGCCACGCAUUUGGCCGACAAGCUGCAGUGCUUAGGAGCUUCUCAUGUGAGGUCCCUUCCGGGGUAUAUGAUUUCGAAUCCAGCAGCAGGAGCGAGGAAGGUUGAGGUCCACAGAUGCCCCAAUGCAGCGGCCUGUCCAGGGAGCAACCUCAGCGUUACGGCGGAGGGCCGGACGUCCUCCCGCAGCCGAAUCUGCGCGACAGGCUAUGAGCCAAACCCUGGCUGCACACGCUGCGCCCCCGGCUACGGCCGGCCGCAGCUAGACCCCUUCAUAUGCCAGGCAUGCGGCGAGGCGUCCUUGCGGCGACAGGUAGGCAUAGCCGCACUAUCCAACUGCAUCUUCUAUGGCAUGGCGUUGAACUCUGCAAAGCCGCGCAGUCACAUUCAGCAGAUCGUCAAGGUUUUCCUGUCCUUCAUCACCAUUUCUGCCAGAAGUCUCUCAGCUGUGCGCCACACGCCGCAUUAUCAUCUGCUGCUGCGCGACAUCUCAGCCUCCGCACAGUGGCUGCAUCGGUCUCUCUUUGCAACGGACUUCGUAGUGCAUGCCGAGCCGGGGUCCAGUGUCAGCUCCUUCGACUGCUGGGGCCUGGCGGAUGGCCCCGUGAACCUGUUCUACAGCAUCGCCCUUUCGUGGGCCAUCCCAGUGCUCUUGCUCUUGCUUUCUUGGAGCUGGCUCGGUCUGCGUUCUUGGCGCCUUUGCUUGGUCGUUUGGGGCAAUGUCUUCAUUCCCCCGCUCAUGGGUGCUGCGGCCACGCUGGUGCCGUGUUUCAGCACCCACGAAGGGGGCCGUCGAUUCCUGAUGUACGAGGCCGCAUUCGAAACCCCAUGCGCUUCCAAGUUGACCGAAUCCAUGGUGCUCCCGCGAUUUUGGUUGGCAGUGGGGACAACAGUGCUGCUUGCCGUCAUCGGCCCCGUCUUGUGGCUGUCGCUUGCCAUGUCUAUUUCCUCAAUGCGGCGAGGCGUCGAAGAUGAUCGGACAGUCGGCUUCCUGGUGGCAGGCUACGAGCCCGGCUGUCGGUGGUGGGAAGUCACCGUCCUCGUCAGGAAAUCUGCCAUCUACGUUGUAGCAGCUUGCUUCCCGAUGUCUUGGGCCCCCGAAGCACACUUGGUCUACCUUCUGUUAAUCACGGUCGUUGCAGAGCUCGUCCAUUGUAGCAUACGGCCCUAUGUCAGCCCACGCCUGAACAGGUUGGAGGGGCAGGUUCUAGGCGUUUCCUGUACAAACUUGGUUCUGGUCAUCUCCUUGCUGUCAGAGUGGCCCUACCGACCGUACAGCAUCUACGUCGGCACCUGCGUCCUUCUCUUUUUGCUCACAGCGGGCACCUACCUCUUUUUCCUUUGCUUCUACAUUCGUGCCGUGUUCACGAGGGACGAUUCCCAAAAGGGGAGGAGGUAG